This is a messenger RNA of Durusdinium trenchii, 963 nucleotides long. NCBI's taxonomy places the organism in Eukaryota, Dinophyceae, Suessiales, Symbiodiniaceae. The record is from the annotation of a GenBank genome assembly.
CAAAGACUCGUGAGCUUCCUUAACUUACCGUCGCGACGCAACAUGUGUUGGUGCACUAAGCAUGGACUGGUUCGGAAGCAGAGCAGAGCAAUGUCCUGAGAAGAAGUGGCGUGAGAAAUGGCGAGCGACGUCAGAGAUGAGAAGUCAAACUCGUGGGCGUCCUGGACAUCGUGGGCCUGGACGCAGCUGAGUGAUGAAUCCUCUCCUUUAUCUUUUGUGCUGGGCAACAGCGUUGACAUGGCCGUGCAAUAUGGUUUGGAGACUAGCUUUGGUUUUAUUCAAACUGUGUGCGCAAUUAUCGGAGCUGUCAGCAUGACUGGUGCUGCCAAGAGGGCACUGUACCCUCACGCACGACCAGUAGAACCACUCUUCAAUCGCCUUCGCGCCGAAGGGGGUCCUCGCUUGUGGUCCCACCAGCGCGUGAGGUUUGCGGCUAAUCCAUACAAGUACCUCAAUCACAAUAAGAUCGUCAUUCUGCAAGGCGACACUCUAUCGGGGAAGACAAACUUAUUGCGUCAUGCGAUUCCUUGGUAUAGACGUUGGACCAUUUGGCCUUUGUCAAUUCUUUGUUGGCGCGGCAUUUACAUGAAUGGUGCUGAAUCGCAGAGGAUUGAUACCUUCCAACAGUGGGUAACCUUCCAGAUGUUUGGAACAAGUCACCGGGCUGGAUCAGAGAUCAAGCAGUGUGUUUGGGCAUAUCGAAAGCAGCAAUGGCUGUGGCUGGUGAUGGAGAAACUUAGGGUUCCAUUUCCUUUGCUAUUGCCAAAGCCUGUGUUCAUCAUCGUUGACCAAUACGAGGAACUUUUGAAGAAUCAUAGCGGCAGUCGAGAUUCUUUUUUCGGAGCGGUUCAGCUUUAUGAAUUACACACAAAUUAUAUAAGAGAAAUUAUGUAUACGUGUGCGUUGUACUGUAUUGCCACACCUCACAAAUUUGAAGCGGACCCACUGUUUUUAGAGAGAUGA